Pocillopora damicornis (cauliflower coral) is the source of this 1406-nucleotide messenger RNA. Its product is annotated as ZP domain-containing protein. NCBI's taxonomy places the organism in Eukaryota, Metazoa, Cnidaria, Anthozoa, Scleractinia, Pocilloporidae. The record is from RefSeq and is a predicted model, not a curated record.
CAGGUGACGACUUUACCAUUGACGUGAAGUGCGACAGAGACCAAAUCAAAGUCAUGUUACACAUCAAAUCUCACCUCAAUUACGAUCCAGAAACCGUCCACCUCAACGACGCAUCUUGCAAACCUUCCUUCCAAAACAGCAGCCACAUAUUUAUCAAAUCAACGCUCGAAGGAUGUGGAAUGAUAUGGAAUGUCUCGCAAGACGGUAAAAUGCUUAUUUAUCGCAACGCUAUAACAGCCCUUGUGAAGGGCCGAGGCUCCUUGGGUUUGCAUGCGUCACGUGACUACCUGGCCGUGUUUGAAUUCCAAUGUCGUUACCAGAAGACAGCGUUGUUAUCCGUAAUCUCAUUCAGUCCGUCGGAAAUAUUGGUGAUCAGUGACAUACAGUCGUUUGGAAAUUUCACGUUCGAGAUGAACCUAUUCAAAACCGGAGAUUUCCGUGAGCAUUACACAGAAUACCCUGUUGGACCAGUAGACGUAGGAACAGACAUUUUUCUUCAGGUGGCAGUGAAAUCAAAUGAUACUGGAGUUAUUGUGUUUGUGGAUGAGUGCAAGGCGACAGCCACACCUAAUUAUGAUGAUGAGAUGCAGUUCGUUUUCUUAGAGGAUGGGUGUCCCAAGGACAACAAUCUUCGCUAUAACUACACCUUGUCAUCUGUUCAGCGUUUCAUCAUGGGCGCGUUUCACUUCCGCCCCGUAAAGUCAGAAGAAAUCUUCCUCCAUUGUUUAGUGUUGGCCUGUCUUCAUUCUGAUGAGUCUUCGCGCUGCGCGAAAGGAUGUCCAUUCGAAAAGAGGAAAAGGCGAGUCACGGAAGAAAAAGUUGAACAACAUCUGGCUGUGGGACCCAUAAUUGUUUCUUCCUCCCAACCAAAAGAGCCUUCAGUGUCAUCCUCACCUAAAGACGACACCACCGCCAUAGCCGUAGUGGCAGGAGUUCUCGGCUUCGCCGCCUUUUUUCUUGUGGUAGCCGUGAUAAUUAUUCUUUGCAAGCCCCACAGGACACCCAACGUGACUGGAGCGACCAUUACUCUACUAGUACGAAGCAAUGAUCCAGGACCGAGCUGAAAUGGAAUCCAAUGAAUUUAUAAUUUUCUCGGAUUCGGUCCUCGAUCCUCCCGUGAAGUUCCUUCCGGGAAGUACCGGUGCAUUUUUCGAAAAGUGGCUGAUAAUCAAGACUAAAUUUAGAACACUGCAGUAAAACGUUGGGCAUGCGCAAAGGAUCAAUUUUUGGCCGCACACGCGCCAAUUUCCCGCGCAAAAUUUCUAAGGAAAACAAUACGCCCAAAACAUUGACAAAUAAUCAAAACAAUUGAACUUUCAUGGACUCAAAGAGAGAAAAAUAGAACUCAUAAAUUUUUUAACAAGUGCGUUAUUGAUUUAGCGUUUUGUUUUAAGCUUUAUCGAAGA